CCACCAACUGAUCCAUAUAUUGUAGCCUUUCGAGGGAUUCACUUCGUUUCAUUCAUCUAGCUACCACACUCCUAAGUGAAUUACGUUCUGGACAUGGCAGAAAGCAGUAAAACAAUUCAACUGUUGAUUAUAUCCAAAUCGAAGUAUGGAUCACAACGCUGGUGUUACUUGGGGUUGGAUAGAAGCGGUAAAGGCAGAAUCUAUAGGCCUAUCCCCUCGCAAGGGUUAGAACAACCUAACGAAGAAGAUUUCUUUUGGCUAUCACAAUAUGACUUCCAAGUGGGUGAGACACAUGAGUUUGGCGUCGUUCAUCAAGAUCCAAAGAGCAAUCAUGACAAUGAUCCCUUGCCUCAUCGUAACGAUGAUAUCCAAGUUAAUCACAAGAGUCUCGUCGCAGAAGCUGGCAUGGUCAAUAUGGACAAUAUGUAGAAGAAGGUACAAAUUGCUCUUCCUGUGGCAUCUACAAGUCUACAAGAGAAGCAGCCUUACAGCAUCCCCCUGUACCUGUCUUAGUCAUUAUCCUUCCUAAACCGACCGCAGAGAGUAAAUCUGGCCAAGACACGUAACAGAAUGAACAGUUAUGAACAGUACGAACGCAAUAUUUUCACUUUAGUAACAUUUUAGUUUACCAACAUGUAACUAGAGAGAAAAAAAAGGGACAUCAGUGUGUUCGACUGAGAUCGCUGGUUAUCGUUUUUAUUCGGUGUUCAGUUUACCUAUAUAA
This is a messenger RNA of Actinia tenebrosa (Australian red waratah sea anemone), 724 nucleotides long. RefSeq lists its product as uncharacterized. The record is from RefSeq and is a predicted model, not a curated record. NCBI's taxonomy places the organism in Eukaryota, Metazoa, Cnidaria, Anthozoa, Actiniaria, Actiniidae.